AUUCUAUUUAUAUACCAACCACUUUAUGACCAGGAUUUGCAAAAUAAUGUAACAAGCAAGCGUUCGGGGGUUAAGAGUUGUAUAAAACGGGGAAGUGAAUUAUAAGGUGCUUAGAAAUGAAUACUUUUCUGAUAUCUUUAUUGAUUGGACUUGCGGUUCACGGAUUCCUGAUUGAAGGUCAAGAGUUAACCGAUUACCUUUGGGAUCAGACUAAAGAUGAACGCCAGGCUGCCCUAGAUUCCGUCUUCGUCAAGGCUAUAAGUAAUGUAACGCUCGAUCCCGUUGAAUUUGGUGCUUAUCUUGUCCAGGAUGCUAUAUAUCUAUAUUCGGUGAAGAAAAGCAUGGACAUGGCUGCGUCUAGAACAAAUGAAGAAACUGUUAAAGGGUUCUUACAAAAUUACGCUUCCAGACGAUACACAAGCCUGUACACUAAUGCCCUCAAAGAUUGGCAUAUACAAGACCCCAAUUCGAUCAUUUUGGGAAACGAAUGUCAAGACUACGUGGAUCACCUGUUCAACGUUGCAGAGACCAUGGACCCCGUUUAUUUCGUGGUUGCUAAUAUACCCUGUGAAAAACUGUGGCCAUGGAUCGGAGAACAAAUCGGAGUUGGCAAGAAACAUUUUGGCAUCUAUAAUAAGUGGGUGGAAGAAAAUUGGCCAGGAUCCUAACAUUAAUGUUCACCUUGAGUUUGAGAAGGUCGCAAAUGACGCAUUCAUCAACGGUAAAAUAACAAAGGAGAAAGCACUGGACGUGUACAGAAAGAGCAUGCGAGGAGAAGUGGAAUUUUUCAAUUCAGUGUUAUCUCCAGGCAAACAAACGCAAGAGGUGCACGAUGAGUUAUAAAUAAUGAAUUAUUGCAUUGCUGUAACAUAGAUAUAUAAUUAUACAGGUUGACAUUUCUAUACAGACACAGUGCAGUCCAGUUAAAGGAAAAACAAUAUCAAUAGAAAUGUAUUGGAAACACCACCAGCUAAUAUUUUGCUAGUAAUGAAAAUAUCUGUUACAUUGAUAUUUACGGGACAAGAACUGUUACACGGAGGAUAAAGUUCUUAUGAUAACUUGUCAGAAGUCCUACUGAUAAUUAAUUGUCACAGAGUUUCGCCUUCUCUAGGAAAGCUUUUGUAUAUACCGAAGAAACAUCGUCAAAAAUAACUGUUUUUAUCUUAAAAAAAAGAGUUUGAGUUGCUUAAAUUGAUGCUUAAGCUUGCCUUACAUAUUGUAUUAUGUGUCAAAAAACACUUUAUAGUGCAUUUUUCAUCGCCUAUUGUUGAAAAUCUGAUAGUUUUGAGUUAAAUUUCCAAAUUAUUUGCUUAUUCGUACAUAUUGACUUGUUUAUUUAUAAUCUUCUUCCUUGACAUACUGAAUUAGCAAACAUAUAACUUUUGGACACACCCAACUACGGAAAGAAUAUCUCGAUGAAAACUGCAUACAAAUCCAAAACAAAGAUGGGUAAUAUAGAGGAGAGUCAGGAGGGAAAAAUCACAUUUCGAUUUUAUAUUUAUUUUUUUUUAAAUGAAUUUUAUAUAACUGUUUAAAAAGUUGAAAACUAACCCUGCGAUUGACGCAUUUUCACAGUCACAUCUGGUGUUAUGCUUCACAUCUGGAGCAGCGGAAAUUCACAUAUACUUUUUACCGAUGCUCAUUUUUGACAUUCAUAUGGGGUUCCAUCCCGUGUAUAUGUAUUGUUUAAAGAUCCUGUAUGUUGUAUACGACGUGAAAUUAUAUAUAAUUUAUGUAAAUUAUUAUGCUUAUAAAACAAUUUUCAAACACCGAAGAAUAUGUAAAAUAUGCACUGCAAAUAUUUGUACUUAUUAUAUGUAACCAUUAGAAUAUAUGCAUUCUGUUCUUAUUGAUAAAUUUGACUUGGACAUUACAGUAUCGAACAUUUUUAUAACCUCCCUUUAUUUACAUGAAAUGUUAAACUCAGUAAUAUCUUUAUAAAUAAUGCUUUUUAGAAUUUACAAAAUUGAUAAAUCUUAAUUUGAGCAUCAUAUUUAUCAUAUAAACCAUAAAAAAAACUUGUGUUACAGGAUCUUUUACAAUUACAGCGAAAGUAGCAGAGUUUCUUCCACUAGGAUAUUAACAUAAGAGAAAUGCCCCUCAAACAUUGACAAAAGAAUUUACGUUUUACUGUGAAAACAAUGACAAUGUGCAUAGUAUUACUUUCGUACGUCUGGAUAAUCAUUCCUAACGUUACUCAGUUUAAAGCAAAAUAUAUUGCAUCCAAUCUUGAGUACAUAACAAUGUAUGAAGAUAUCUUCCGGUCUAUGGAGAGUCAUUCCAGUCAGAUGCCGGUCUAUGGAGAGUCAUUCCAGUCAGAUGCCGGUCUAUGGAGAGUCAUUCAAGUCAGGUGAUGCUUUAGUGGAUUCAAUAAAGAAAGGGUGACCUACAUCUAUUAUUAAAUACUUACAUGUAAUUUGUAUUGUCAUACCAUUGUAACAGAAAAGUCUACGUCUCUAUUGCAAAAAUUGACGCCUUUUACAACUUUACUUAUCGUUUGAAUACCUGAAGAUAACGUACCACCAUCUCAUUACAUUUAGAUAUAGGUAGUGCAUACAACUUCAUUAUUAUGCUGAAUUCCUUUUAUAUGCUUUUGUUUUGUCUACUUCAGACCGAGUACAUACUUAUUUAAUGAUCUCUUAAACUGCCAGGAAUAAUGUAUACAUGAAAACACCAUUCUUGAAAAUUGAAUUCAAAGCGCAUUUUAUCAUGUAAAUCAAUGAUCUAUAUCAAUCAUUUUCCAGUCUGCGAAAUCUGCGAUAGCAAAAAAUGCUAUAAUUGAAAAAAGGCACAAGAACUGAUUUAAGAAAAAAUGCCUAUACAAUCUGUCAUGGUCCUAAGUUUAAAUUUCAAUGUAAAACUUUACUUUUAAGGAUAAAUAAAUAUGCUUUAAAAUGU
Molecule: messenger RNA, 2898 nt
Organism: Ruditapes philippinarum (Manila clam)
Lineage: Eukaryota; Metazoa; Mollusca; Bivalvia; Venerida; Veneridae
Exons: 6
Coding region: 117-668 (183 amino acids)
Cellular component (GO): cytosol
Source: RefSeq, a predicted model, not a curated record